This is a messenger RNA of Chenopodium quinoa (quinoa), 1404 nucleotides long. RefSeq lists its product as uncharacterized. The record is from RefSeq and is a predicted model, not a curated record. NCBI's taxonomy places the organism in Eukaryota, Viridiplantae, Streptophyta, Magnoliopsida, Caryophyllales, Amaranthaceae. The transcript is spliced from 2 exons. Bases 1 to 1404 code for a protein of 467 amino acids.
AUGUCAAUCGAGCAAGUAAAUUCCUUCUAUACUACGGCACCUAAAAGGCUAUAUGAUCCUCAUUCAAACACAUACAAUGAAGGGUGGAGAAAUCAUCCGAACCUCUCUUACAAGAACACUCAAGCUCAAUUGAAUUCUCCGUCACCACCACCUACCUUUCAAGCAAGGGAAUCUUUUAAUCACCAACCCAUGAAUCACCAACUGCCAUCGCAAACUUCAAAAUACGAUCUUGAUUCAUUUAUGGAGACUUUCACUACUUCCCAACUUCGACAGCAAGAGCUUAUGACAAAGCAAUUUGAGCUACAAGCAAAGCAAAAUGAACACUUUGAAAGCUCGAUUCAAAUGCUUAUUGCUCAAAACAAGAGGAUAGAAACUCACCUUUAUCAACUUUCACAACAAGUGAGUCAUUUAUCAACUCUUCAUGAUCAAGCAAAAGUCCAAAAGGAACAAUGCAAUGCAGUUUUCUUGAGAAGAGAUGAAUUAUUUUCGAGGAAAAUAGAUGAGAAAGUGUGCAGUGUGGAGUCAAUAAAAGGUGAAAAAUGUGAAAAUGAAAAAAGUUCCAAAUAUGUUGCUCCACUGGCCUAUGAGGAACCGAUGCCCUUCCCACAAAGGUUGUCAAAAGCCGUGCUCGAUAAACAUUUUGGGAAAUAUUGCGAAACUCUUAAGAAGGUAUAUGCUUCAAUUCCUUUUUCUGAUCUUUUAAUUCAAAUGCCUCAAUUCGCAAAAUUUGUGAAGGAAAUUAAAGAUCAACAUGAUGAUAAGGAAGUAGUAAAUGAGAAAUGCUCUACUCUUUUACGUGAUAGCCUACCAUCUAAGCUGGUUUUGUGUGAUUUAGGUGCUAGUGUUAAUUUAAUGCCUUAUUCAUUAUAUGAAAAAUUAGGUUUGCAAAAACUUAAACCUUCCCCUAUUUCUCUUCAAAUGGCUGAUAGGACUGCUAGACUCCCUAAGGGUGUGGUUGAAGAUGUAUUAGUUAAAGUUGGUGAACUUGUUUUUCCUGUUGAUUUUGUCGUUAUGGAUAUGAAAGAAGACCAUAAGAUCCCGAUUAUAUUUGGCCGUCCAUUCCUUGCCACAAGUCAAGCUCUAAUAGAUUUUCCUAAAAGACAAGUGACCAUUAGGGCCCAGGAUAAACAAGUAGUGUUUAAGCUCUUUAAUGAACAUAAUUUUAUAUUUGAUGGUGGUACUUGUUUAAGAAUCGAUGCUACUAACCCUUUGGUUGAUAAGUGUGUAUUUGAUAUAAUUCUUGUGAGAAACGAGGACAAUAUUCCACCAAAUGAUGUGUUUAGCUACAUGAAAGUAAGUUCGGAUACAAAGCAUGUCAAAUAUAAAAUGAAGGAGUCAGUUGGAGGGGGAUAUUUUCAUGGGCAACAUCGCGGAGUUUCUUCUUUGUGUGGUGACCCAGGUUGA